Messenger RNA from Symbiodinium pilosum, 1311 nucleotides. The record is from the annotation of a GenBank genome assembly. Lineage: Eukaryota; Dinophyceae; Suessiales; Symbiodiniaceae.
AUGCUGGCUCUGGCAGAGUCCUUGACAGCUGAAGGCUGGCAGGUCUCCUUCUUCGUGCCCGAGUCCAAGCGCACACAGGUGGAAGGCGUAGGAGCCACGUGGUGUCAUUAUGGCACAGAAGACUGGGAUCUGUACGAGGGAGCAACACGUGCCUGUACAGAGCUUGGCUUGGAGAUUCCGAUGGAGAUCACUCCACAGAAGAUCAUGCCUUUCGCGGUUGUGCCGGCCACCUUGGACAUCUUUCCUUACCUGGUCUCUAAAAUGUCCGAGCUGCAACCCAGCUUCAUCGCCUUUGAUGCGGCCGCGCCGUAUGGCUACCUCCUUGCUCAACAUCUUGGCAUCCCUGCUGUGAGCUCUAUGUCCGCCUUGCCGAUGCCCAUGGAUGAGCGAGAACAGGAGAGCAGCAAGCGCUCGGAGCCGGGAAAAAAGCUGCUGGAUGCCACAUGCGCCGCGCUUGAAUCCAGAUAUGCGCUCACCUUCAACCACAACUAUGCCUACACCUGCUACAGCGACUACACCAUAGUCUGGUGUUCACGCUACUGGCAUGAGCAGAGCGCUGACUUCCCACCCCAACAAUUUCAUUACUGGGGGCCGUUGACCUCGCAGCGAAAGGGUGUUGCAGCUGGGCCCGGCACAGAUGCCGUCUCCCAGGCCCUCAGUGAAAGCUCAGGACGUUUAGUGCUGUGUUCGCUCGGCACCAUUGCCACCGGCGAUGCAUUCGGAAAAUUCGGAUCUGCUGUGGUGGAUUUCUUUCAUAAGCUCUGCCGAGCGGCUGUGCUGCUCGAGAAGGAGAUGCCUGAUGUGAAGUUGGUGGUAUCGGCUGGAAAGAGUGCAGAUCUUGUGGAGGAAGGCGGCCGCGUGACGCACCUUUUCGGGGAGGCGGUGCCAGGCAACGUUGUUGUUGCCAGGAGCUUGGACCAGCUGGCACUUCUUCAAAAGGCUGAAGCAUUCGUGACGCACUGUGGUCAAAACAGCUCCAGCGAAGCGGUCCUGGCAGGUGUCCCUGUGGUAGCCAUGCCGUUUUUUGGAGACCAGCCCUUGAAUGCGCAGCGCUUCAUUGCGCUGGGCUGUGGGCUUUUGCAAUCCUACGUCGAUGUCCCUCCAUCGGCUUCUGAUAAAGUUUUCCGACCUGAGCUAGAUCGAGUGUCCCCGGAGUCGCUGGCAACAGCCAUUCGCCGCGUGCUAGACGAGCCGCAGUUCGGCGAAACCAUGCGAGCCCUCCGCGAGAAGGAGGAGUCUGGAAAGUCGAUCGACGAGAAGCUGCAGAGCUAUCAGUCCGCAUAUAGCAUAAGCAUAGAAGUCAGGAGGUAG